CGCGCGCGGCCGCAGGCUGGGAGUUGGAGCGAGGGCGGUGGCUGGGACCUUGUGCACGCGGAGCAGGCAGGACCAGGGCGAUGCUGAGGGUGAGGUGUCUGCGCGGCGGCAGCCGAGGUGCCGAGGCGGUGCACUACAUCGGAUCUCGGCUUGGAGGACUCUUGACAGGAUGGGUGCAGCGAACUUUCCAGAGUACCCAGGCAGCUACAGCUUCCUCCCGGAACUCCUGUGCAGCUGAAGACAAGGCCACCGAUCCUCUACCCAAGAACUGCCCCGUCUCCUCUUACAAUGAAUGGGACCCUUUAGAGGAAGUGAUAGUGGGCAGAGCAGAAAAUGCCUGUGUCCCGCCAUUCACGGUGGAGGUGAAGGCCAAUACAUACGAAAAGUACUGGCCAUUUUACCAGAAAAACGGAGGUCUUUAUUUUCCCAAAGAUCAUCUGAAAAAGGCUGUUGCCGAAAUUGAAGAAAUGUGCAAUAUUUUGAAAAUGGAAGGCGUGACGGUGAGGCGGCCUGACCCCAUCGACUGGUCGCUGAAGUAUAAGACUCCGGAUUUUGAGUCUACCGGUUUAUACAGUGCGAUGCCUCGAGACAUCCUGAUGGUUGUGGGAAAUGAGAUUAUUGAGGCUCCCAUGGCAUGGCGUUCACGCUUCUUUGAGUACCGAGCAUACAGGUCACUUAUCAAAGACUACUUCCACCGUGGCGCCAAGUGGACAACAGCACCCAAGCCCACCAUGGCGGAUGAGCUGUAUGAUAAGGAUUAUCCCAUCCAUUCUGUGGAAGACAGACACAAAUUGGCCUCCCAGGGAAAGUUUGUGACGACCGAGUUCGAGCCAUGCUUUGAUGCUGCUGACUUCAUUCGAGCCGGAAGAGAUAUUUUUGCUCAGAGAAGCCAGGUUACAAACUUCCUGGGCAUCGAGUGGAUGCGUAGGCAUCUUGCUCCGGACUACAGGGUACACACCAUCUCUUUUAAAGACCCCAAUCCAAUGCAUAUCGACGCCACCUUCAACAUCAUCGGACCUGGGCUUGUGCUCUCCAAUCCUGACCGACCGUGUCAUCAGAUUGAUCUUUUCAAGAAAGCAGGAUGGACCAUAGUUACGCCCCCAUCACCAGUCAUCCCCGAUGAUCACCCCCUCUGGAUGUCAUCCAAAUGGCUUUCCAUGAACGUCUUAAUGCUAGAUGAGAAGCGUGUCAUGGUAGAUGCCAACGAAGUUCCAAUUCAAAAGAUGUUUGAGAAGUUGGGUAUCACUACCAUCAAGGUUAACAUUCGAAAUGCCAACUCCCUGGGGGGAGGCUUCCACUGCUGGACCUGUGACGUCCGGCGCCGGGGCACCCUUCAGUCCUACUUUGACUGAGUGGGCAUGGCGUAGCUUGGAGCACGGCCUCAGAUAUACCUAAGAAGCGUAGCAGCAAGGCCCAGUCUCUCGCUUUAAUAAAUGCAUGGACUGUAGUGCUUUGAACAAUCACGUCUUUAACAGGGUUCCCAGGCCUGGGUCACUUUUCUUUGACACAAGGAAGAUUACUCUUACUAGGUUCACGUUCUUCUCCUAAGUUCUUUACUGUUUGGCUUCAAGCAUAAAAGCUGAGUAAAAGCAAACCAAGGCAAAAAUUAGUCACUUGAGUAACUUGGCCACUAAUAUUUAACCAUCUACCUCUGUUUUUAAUUUUUUUUUCCAAAAGGCAGCUUGAAAUGUCAGUCCUAACCUUAUUUUUUCCCCUUUUUUGGUGGACUUGUGACUGUUCAUAUCACUUCUUUUUUGCUAAAUGGGACAAAGACUUAGGGGAAAACCCCCCCACAGAUCCUAAGUAGAAUCAGAUAUUUGUCACUUUUUCUAGAAAACAAAUUUGGGUAGUUUUUUAAAAUUUUUUUUAAAAAAGAAUCCUGACUAUGCAAACACUAAGAACAAAUUUCCCAUGAGCGCUUUUAACAUUCUGUUGCUGACAUUUGGUCCUAAAAUCUCGUCCUACAGCUUACCUCAUCUCAAGUGGGUCAUUCUUGUCUUCUUCCUUUCCAGAAGUUACAGACCUGCUUAGUGUAAUAUGGUAUAACUCAUAGCUCCCAGCCCUAAAUGUUGAUGUUAAGUAUCUAACAGAUAUAAUGGCAUCUUUGGUAAUCUAAGACUUGUUUACAUAUUGCAAAUUGUUUAAAGCAUAGAGCUUUAAAGCAUUUUUAAAAAAACUAAUGCAGGUGAAAAAAAUACAUGAGACGUGAAAUAAUUUUAAUGUUGGAUAUUGUAUAUGUAUUUUUAUUCUAAUAAACUUUUGUGUUCCAGAUUGGAUUUUA
Molecule: messenger RNA, 2281 nt
Organism: Myodes glareolus (Bank vole)
Lineage: Eukaryota; Metazoa; Chordata; Mammalia; Rodentia; Cricetidae
Gene: Gatm
Product: glycine amidinotransferase
Biological process (GO): creatine biosynthetic process
Cellular component (GO): mitochondrial intermembrane space
Molecular function (GO): glycine amidinotransferase activity
Source: RefSeq, a predicted model, not a curated record